AUGCAGAACACUGUGCGCGACCCCACGAACACAAACCAAAUCACAAUCUCCGACAAGAUGGGAUUGCUUGAAGACGCGCGAAGACUCGCCAACACCUACGGACCAGAGGCGGCGCGACAUGUAGCAUCUGCUGCAGACAAGGCAUGGGCACACGGUAGCGCUUUCGGCCAAGAGGUAGCAAAGCGUGCUGGCCCAGUCGCCUCAGACGCCAAAACCCAUCUAGCGAAGCUCAGUAAAGAGGCCGGCAAGCACGCUGCCCCCAUUGCCGGAAGUGCUUCAAAGCAUGCUAUGAUACUCGCCCGAUCCGCCUACAAUAGCGGUAAACAGGGUCUACACGCCCUACCUCAACUCCCAGACGGAUACAUCAACAAGGAAUACGACUGGAAGUUCAUCGGACAGUUUGGAGAGGACAUGGCGAACCAUCUUGGUACUACAGCGGGCGACUUCUGGGACAAGCUAAGCAGCGGCGACAUCAUGCACGACAUUGGCCAGUCUGCUCUUCCGAAGAUUGAGUUCACCAAGGAAGAUCUCUCGGGGUUCAGCGAGAGGCUCAAAGCAUGGAUUCUCGCCAACCCCAAAAAGUUCUCCACGUUGCUGGCAUGUAUCGCUUCAGGCCCCAUCGCUCUUGCUGUCACACCAGCCACGCUGGGCCUUAUCGGAUUCACACCCAUCGGUAUCGCUGCCGGUACGUAUCAACCACCCAUUGUGUCUCCAGAUUGA
Molecule: messenger RNA, 720 nt
Organism: Alternaria ventricosa
Lineage: Eukaryota; Fungi; Ascomycota; Dothideomycetes; Pleosporales; Pleosporaceae
Exons: 2
Coding region: 1-720 (239 amino acids)
Source: RefSeq, a predicted model, not a curated record